AUGAGCAUGUUGGCGCUCGACGAGGCGAAGAAGAUCGUCCCUCCGCCUCCAACAGGCGCGCCGUACUCGAUCUCCGUGCCUGGUAGUCAAAAGCUAGGUCGCAGCCCGGUGUACAGGCACUGGAGGCAAAAGGAUGAGGUGCUUUACACCCUGGACCCGGCCAUCACUACUGCGCACGAGUUCUUCGAGCAGUCGGCGAACAGAUUGCCCAACAACAGGUGUUUAGGUCACAGGCCUUAUGAUCCAAAGACUAAGACUUGGGCCAACUAUGUGUGGGAGACUUACAGCCAGAUCCAGAAGAGGAGGGCCAACUUUGGUGUGGGUCUUGUAGCGGUGCACGAGCAGAUGGGGGUGCAUGGCAGACAGUACGGUGUUGGCAUUUGGUGCCAGAACCGACCUGAGUGGCAGAUUACCGAUUUGGCCUGCCAGUCACAGUCGCUGUACAGCGUCUCGCUCUACGACACGCUCGGUCCUGAUGCGGUGGAGUACAUCAUCAACCACGCGCAGUUGACCUCCGUCUGCUGCUCGGUAUCACACAUUCCGGCAUUGCUGAAGCUUGCGCCGAGAUGUCCCUCGUUGAAGAUCAUCGUCUCGCUGGACCCGAUUGCGAUCGAUGGCGAGCUUCCGGGAACGUCGAAGAAGGACCUGCUCAACGAGCUCGCUGCGCAGCAUGGUGUGACGAUCCACGAGAUGCGCACUGUCGAGGCGAUCGGCGAGUCCUCUCCACGCCCCUACCACCCACCCAGGCCCGAAGACACUGUCACGAUCAACUACACUUCUGGAACCACCGGCAACCCCAAGGGCGUGAUCCUGACGCACUACAACGCAGUAGCAGCAGCGUCGGCUUCACUCUGCAUCUGCCGUCAAACGAACAACGACACGAUCUGCUCCUACCUCCCACUCGCCCACAUCUUCCAGCGCGUGACAGAACACUCCUCCCUCUGGGCAGGCUGCGCAAUCGGCUACUUCCACGGUAACAUCCUCGAGCUCGUAGACGACUUCAAGCUCCUGCGACCCACCGCUUUCACCUCUGUCCCCAGACUCUUCAACCGAUUCGGCGGCGCGAUCAAGACGCAGACCAUUGAGGCUCCAGGUCUAAGAGGUGCAAUGUCAAGGAGAAUUGUGGAUACCAAGAUGGCGAACUUGACACAAGCGCCAGCCGGCAAGGCUACGAACAAACACUUCCUGUACGACCGCAUCUGGGCGAAGAAGGUCGCCGGUGCUCUCGGUCUCGAUCGCGCUCGAACGAUGAUUUCCGGUUCCGCACCAAUCGACCCAAGCCUCCAGCAAUUCCUCCGCGUCGUCUUCGCCAACAACUUCUUCCAAGGCUACGGUCUAACCGAAACCUACGCCAUCGCCCUCGCCCAGCUCGAAGGCGACUUCAGCGCUGGCAACUGCGGUGCCGCCGCCCCAACUACCGAGCUCUGCCUCAUGGACGUGCCAGAUAUGGAGUACCUCUCCAGCGACAAGCCACACCCUCGCGGAGAGCUCCUCAUCCGAGGUCCCACAGUCUUCAAAGAGUACUACAAGAACGACGCCGAGACGAAGAAAGCCUUCACCGAGGACGGAUGGUUCCGCACCGGCGAUAUCUGCACCGUUGACGAACUGGGCCGCUUUAAAAUCGUGGAUCGCGUCAAGAAUGUUCUCAAGCUGGCGCAGGGCGAGUACAUUUCUCCCGAGCGGAUCGAGAAUGUAUACCUGGGCAACCUGCCGUACUUGGCUCAAGGGUAUGUCCACGGUGAUAGUACGCAGGCGAAUCUCGUCGCCAUCUUCGGCGUGCAGCCCGACAUCUUCGCUGGUUUCCUCGAGAAGGUUAUCGGUAAGAAAGUCGAUCCCACCGACCUCAAGGCCAUCGAGGCUGCGGCGAGGGAGAGCAAGGUCCAGAAGGCGGUGCUGAGGGAGUUGGGUAAGGUGGGCAAGAAGGCGAAGUUCAAUAGUUAUGAGAACGUCCGGGCUGUGAGGUUGAUGUUGGAGCCGUUUAGCAUUGAGAAUGAGUUGCUCACUCCAACGCUCAAGCUAAAGCGCCCGCAGGCUGCGAAGAAGUAUCGACAGGUGAUUGACGAGAUGUAUAGGGAGGUUGAGGCGGAGAGUUCGGUCAAGGCGAGGCUUUAG
Molecule: messenger RNA, 2112 nt
Organism: Fulvia fulva
Lineage: Eukaryota; Fungi; Ascomycota; Dothideomycetes; Mycosphaerellales; Mycosphaerellaceae
Product: Acyl-CoA ligase, peroxisomal
Exons: 2
Coding region: 1-2112 (703 amino acids)
Biological process (GO): long-chain fatty acid metabolic process
Cellular component (GO): endoplasmic reticulum; membrane
Molecular function (GO): long-chain fatty acid-CoA ligase activity
Source: RefSeq, a predicted model, not a curated record